Molecule: messenger RNA, 3087 nt
Organism: Peronospora matthiolae
Lineage: Eukaryota; Oomycota; Peronosporomycetes; Peronosporales; Peronosporaceae
Source: the annotation of a GenBank genome assembly
AUGUAUGGCAACGCUAAGCAGCCGCUUAUCAAGCACGAGGACUACGAGCUCCAUGGAACGCCCGCGACGAGCGCUCUUGACGCGAACCCUGCCUUCUACUCCCAAGAAGGUCGACCUACCCCCCAAGAGGGAUACGUGGAUCCACGCGGACCAGCGCUUCCACCAAUGAGCGUCUCGGACGCCGUCGGUCUUGGAGGUCCUCACGAUAACCUCAUCUCUGUACAUGGCUACAUGCACAAACAGGGCAAGCGCACGAUCAAGGGCCCGAUCCACAAGAGCUGGAAACGCCGCUACUUUGCACUGGAGAAGGCCAAGAUCUACUACUUCCACUCGCACUUGGACUGCCGCCAGUACUUUACCACACGGAACGCUGACCUUGUCGUGGGGGCUAUUGAGCUCAAGGACGCUCUGCAAUUGCGUCCUUGUGCUCGUCUUGAUCUCCCGCACAAGGGCUUUGAGGUGCACACAAAGCGCCGAGUCUGGGUACUGUGUCCUGAAACGGACGACGAGUACCGGAUGUGGUUCCAAGGCGUCGAGCGCGCGAUUGUGGCCAAUGGGGCGGGCAAUAUCAUUGAGCGAAAGCUCCCGAAUGUUCGCAAGUACCUGAUGAAAGGGAACCAGACGUACCACAUUUUCUACUUUUUGUUCCUCAUUGCAGGCAUCGUGGAGCUACUGGCUAUCGUCUUUUGGUUCGUCAUCGGCUUGGAACCUUGUGACGCAUCGCGUCUGGAAGUUGACUGUGCGACGAUCACGACUACGUCUCUGCUUGAAUUAAGGUGCUCGGACAAACCAUUUAGUGGAUGGUAUACGCCACCCAAGUGGUAUAUGCAAGUGGCCGACGUCGAGAAUGUGAUUUGCUUUCAUGAUCCGCCUAUUAUGCAGUGGGUCUCGUACUUUGCCAUGCUCUUUGCUGAGGCACUGACGUUUGCUCUGGGAGUUCUCUAUUACCUGGGCAUGUGGAAACCUGUGCGUCGUGGUGCACACUACUUUGAUGAGUUUGAACCGCCUGUUCCGGACGAGCUUUGGCCCAAGGUUGAUGUCCUUUUGUGUCACUACUCUGAACCGGCCGAAGAGACGAUCGAUACGCUGAUGGCAUGCAUGAACCUGCAGUACCCGCCACAUCUUCUCCAGAUCUGGGUUCUAGACGAUGGCUACUGCAAGUCCAAGUGGGUGAAGAACGAUGCAGUUCCCACGGUUGAGCUGAACAAGGGUGUUUUGGAAACCGCUGGUGAUCUGCGUCAAGAGGUGGCACAAUUUAUGUUCGAUCGAGUGUGCGACCCCAAUGAAGACAUGGAAGUGUACGCGUGGCGUAAGCUGCAUUCGUCUGCUAACUUACCGUCUUCGUCGCGACCAAAGGUCGUCAAUCGUAUCGAUUGUGCCGCUGGAUCCUUCCGCGACGACUACCGUUACCCUGGUCUACCGCAUGUGACUUUUAUCGGGCGGGUGAAACCAGAAACACAUUACUCCAAGGCCGGUAAUAUCAACAAUUGCCUGUACAACGAAGGUGCUAAUGGCCGCUACCUGAUCAUCCUCGAUACGGAUAUGCAACCGCAUCCAAAAUUUGUUCUGGCAACGCUGCCGUUCUUCUUCGACGAUGAGGACCGUCAAGACAAGGCCAAGUACAUUUGCUGUGGCAUCGGAUGUAAUUCGGUGGCGAAGCUGUGCUGCGCGUCGUGCCAGAUUGCUGGUGUGCCGGAGGAACAAAUUAGUUACUGUUCCAAAGACUGUUUUGAGAACGCAAUGCACGUGCAGAGUGCGGUCCACCGUCGCCAAGUGAACGGUACGAUGAGCGACACACGUGCAAACAAGGUGAACAUGCGCUGCAUGAAUUGUGACGUGAAACUUGGCAAGAGCGGUAUCUGUAGCAAGUGCAACCCGGGGGACAAGGGAAGUGAUGGGGAGGAUGUGUCAUCGCUUCAUACUUACUCGGACGAUGUGCGUGACAAUGCCGUGGCUUUCGUCCAGACACCUCAGUACUUUCGUGACUGUAUCCAACUCCAGAUUGGAGACCCAAUGGGUCAUCGUAAUGCCACGUUCUACGAUGCGAUUCAGACUGGUCAGGACGGUUAUGACUGCGCAUCUUUCGCUGGCACGAACGCCAUGUUCCGUCGCGAAGCAUUGGAUUCUAUUGGUGGUAUUCAAUACGGCAGUUUGACGGAAGAUUGCUACACUGGUCAGGUGUUGUGCUCAAUGGGCUGGAAGGCACAGUACUUCCGUAAGGAUUUUGAAGGAGAGAUGACAGAGCGCAUUCGUUUGGCUGAAGGCCUGAUCCCAGAUUCGGUUGCCGGCUCACUGGCCCAGCGUAAGCGUUGGGCAAAGGGCAAUUUCCAGAUCGCGUUGAUGAACAAGAAAACGCAGUACUUUGAUCCGGAAUGGAAGAUGCCGGAAGUGCAAGUUCCUUCUUACCACAAAUCGAACAAAUUCAUGCGCCGCGUGUUCUACUACAACUCGACACUCUACCCGCUCGGAUCGAUCACGGCUAUCCUGUUCUAUUACAUCACAAUUUACUUCCUGUUCUCUGGCUACGCACCGAUCUACAUUGCUGGCGUUCGUCUCGUGUACGCUUUGGUGCCGAAGCUAUUCGUGCAGGGUGUGUUAUCAGCAUUGAGCAACCGCACAGUUGAGAACAGCGAUGUGAUCCGGUCUCAAGAAGUGUGGUUUGCUUACGCAUUCACGAAUUGCACUGCCGUGCUGGAGGCGUUCUGGUGGAAAAUUACGGGCAAGGAGCCCAAGUGGUUUAACACUGGCGGUGCGAGCCGCGGGUCGACAGCCGAGCUGCCGAAUGUGAUCAUCUUUUUUGGAACCGUCGUGGGCUUGCUGUGGUCGGUGGUGCGUUUUCUAGCUGGCUACAACAGCAUCCAGACUUCGCACGGCGCAUCACUGCUAUUUGCAAGCCUGAUGAUGGGUCUGUUUAUUGCUGUCAAGCUGGCACCGAGUGUGCGCAUGAGCAUUCAAGAGUACUUUGGCUGGAGCUACGAGAGCUUGAUGGACCAAGGCAACGUCGUGGGCUCCAUCUCAAUUGCGUUUGGACUCGUCUUCAUCACGUUGUGGGUCUGGAUCGAGCAGCCGACGUCCAACCCUUUCUAA